Molecule: messenger RNA, 1406 nt
Organism: Drosophila ananassae
Lineage: Eukaryota; Metazoa; Arthropoda; Insecta; Diptera; Drosophilidae
Product: putative phosphatidate phosphatase
Exons: 1
Coding region: 398-1387 (329 amino acids)
Biological process (GO): signal transduction; phospholipid dephosphorylation; phospholipid metabolic process
Molecular function (GO): phosphatidate phosphatase activity
Source: RefSeq, a predicted model, not a curated record
AUAAAGUGAAUACUACCAGUCAUUCAGCCACUGCCAAUUCUUGAGGAUAGGCAAGUCUUACCUGCAAAUAGAAAGAAAAAAAUCUUGGGUUAGAAGGUUUUGUCGACACAUUCCGAAGAACUUGCGAAAUAGUUAUUAUUACAGACAGCCUUUGAUUUAAGCCCCAAAUAGGUUGCAAACAUUUACAGUUAGGGUGCCUUUCCGCAGACAGAAAGAACAAGUUGGGCGGACCACUUCUUUUGUGGAAUCCAGCUUUAGAAAACAGGAAUAAAUUAUCGAGACCUUUGCAUAUUUGAGUAACCGAUGAUGGCUAAGACCUGCGUCUAGAUCAGAUGGAAAAGCCAAACAAAGGUUCGAAAAACAAGUUUGAGUAGCAACGCUCAAUGCGACCUGGUCAAUGGAUAUGCAAAUUAGUACUGACCGUGGGGAGAGGGAACCCGACUCCACUAGCCCACAGGUUAGUGUCAAAAUGUGCGGCAAUCCGAAUACGCGUUUGCUCUCCCGGCUAGUCAUCGACUUUCUCAUCCUCCUGGGGAUCUUUGGCGUUGCCCUGGUGCUGCUGCCUCAAAAGCUUCCCACUACCCAGCGGGGCUUCCACUGCAGUGACCUGAGUCUUCAGUACCCCUAUCACCAACCUUGGUUGACCAAGGUCCAUCUCACCAUUGCAGUGGUGGUCCUUCCCGCCUCCUUCAUCCUCGUGGUCGAAAUGGUCAGAGCCGCCUUUGUGCCGGAAUCGACAGAGCUGAAGCAGCGCUUCGUCUUCGUGGGUGCGCGAAUUCCUAGCUUCAUCAGCGAGUGUUACAAAACAGUGGGAGUAUAUUUAUUCGGCCUGGGUCUAGCCCUACUUACGAUCCGUGUGACCAAGCACUCCACUGGUCGACUGCGACCCUAUUUCUUCGACGUCUGCCAACCCACGUGGGGCGAGGAGGGCGACGGAAAGUGCGUCGGGGCGGCCGGGGGCAACUCCACUUCCUACGUUGAGGAAUUUGACUGCACGGAUUUCGCGACUCCCGCUGAUCUAGUAUCUAUUGUGCGCCACUCCUUUCCUAGCGGAUUCGUGACCACCACCGUCUAUGCCAUGGCUUUUCUCAUAUUCUACGCCCAAGCCCGGAUGUUUGCUCCCUGGAUGCGGUUUCUCCGCGCCACUCUACAGUUGGCUUGCGGAUCCCUGGCUCUGGGCGUCUGCUGGGAGCGCAUAUCAACCUACCAGAACCAUUUGACAGAUGUGGCGGCGGGAGCUGCUCUCGGCGGGCUACUAGCCUUCUACAGUGCCGUCGUGGUGGCUGGUCUCUUUACUGAGGUGCGAGUGAAGCGGCGCCAGUGGCCCAGGAACGAACAGAUCUACGGCUAUGCAGGGUACUAUAAUAGAGCUACAUAUGGAUACUGAAUAAAUGUACCUUACAUUU